This is a messenger RNA of Trichoderma virens Gv29-8, 2214 nucleotides long. RefSeq lists its product as uncharacterized. NCBI's taxonomy places the organism in Eukaryota, Fungi, Ascomycota, Sordariomycetes, Hypocreales, Hypocreaceae. The coding region runs from base 1 to 2214 and encodes 737 amino acids. The transcript has a single exon. The record is from RefSeq and is a predicted model, not a curated record.
AUGGCAGCCUCUGUUGGUUCAAGAUUUCUCACACCCUGGGUGGGGGACCAAAACCCUCCUCCGUCACCACUUGCUUCAAAUCCUGUCAUCUUUCGUCGGUAUAGCACCGGCAUCAACGAAUUACUGGAUCGCAAAAAGGACAGGAGAUCAUCCAUGAUCGAUCCCGCUAUGGCGUUGAAGAACCUAAGAAGCUCUUAUCACGGCAAAGGCAACAGCCGCGGUGAUGAUGAUCUAGAAGACGAGCCUCCUCGCAAUCGAAUCAACCGUUACAGCAGAGAUGACACUACGAGCUUAGCCGAUUUCUUGAAGAAUCACGAACCACCGUCGAGCAGCUACAUGUCGGCUCCCUUUGCUCAUCCAGACGACAAGGAGCGGGAGUCGAAAUGGUCGAAAUUCAUGGCCAUGAAGAGAAGAAGCAAAUCAGUUCCCAGGCCUCCCCAAAACAUUCAGCUCCCAGACUCGGCAGUCUCGGGCGUCACCAUUGGCGGACACAGGCACAUUGCCAUCUCGAUCCCUCUCGAGGCUAUGCCUUUUGCUCCUGACUCGACAACACAAAACUCCGCCAAUGCGAAUAACAACACCAACCCAAAGGUGGGAGGAACAAGGAGCGAGUAUGCCACGCUUCCACGAAACUUUGCCGUCCAGACAUAUUCGAGGGAAAAUGGCACCGUCACUGUUUUCCCCACUGCGGCUGAUGAGGUCCCUGGGUUGCCCAAGUCCCCUUCUACACAGCGCUCUGGCCUUUUGUCCCAGCAGUCCAUCUCAUCGAGUUUGGAAGAGAGGAGCAGCUACACGCAGAGUAGCACUGGAGGCCACCACAAAUCUAGCAGCCAGUCUACGGGAUACUCUACAGAAGGAUCUACAGGGGCAAGUAUUGGGAGCAAGACCAAGACCAAGCCACCGGGCUACGUCAGUAUUUUCCCAAAGGUUACAGAUCCACCGCAUAUAAAUGCGCAAGGAAUGGUGGUUUGGGGACCUCAGAAGAACCCGGCAAGGCCAAACAACCAGCAGCGUCCAGCAAGGCCCUCAAGCAUGGCUGUUGCUGCUGGCCAGAGGCACCGUCACCCCGCACACUCGGCAUCAAUUGACGGUCUCUUGAGCGUGGUCAAAGAUAUCGAGACCGUUCGAGACGGAUACAAUAAGAAGCCGCUUCCGAAACCACCAGGGAGGAGUGACUCUCGGGCUAAGCAGCAAUACAAACCUGGCGUCGGAUUCCCCUCCCCCAUCACUGAGGAAUCUACCGAUGGAUCCUCCGGGAGCACCAAGCGUAGUAUUCGCAAGGUUGUGUCUGCUCAAUCAAUGCUAGCAGUUGACAAGGAGCUGCCUUCUCGCCCAUCAACAGCAGGCUCAAUACAGAGCCGCCGCGAGAAAGUUCGAGACAAGAAAAGGAGAGACAUGGAAGCUGCAAAGGCCUUCAAAGAGCUGCAGCGACGAAAGUCUGAGGAUGAGCAGAAAGAAGACGAAGAGGGGGAACAAUCGCCAAAUAACGAAGACGUGCAAGUGGAGAGUGAGCGCCCUCAGACGGCAUCCCUAAACACCCUCGUUCCCAUCGUUGUCGUCGUCGAUCUUCAGCCCUCACCUGGACUGCCAGACGACAAGAGUGGACCGGGGGCAUCUCCUUCUCCGUCACGGUCUGCUUCGCCUUCAUCGGAUAUGGGCCAAAUGCGGCUUUCGCGUGACAUGGACAGCGAGUUGUAUUUGCAGCACAAGCGAAACCUGAUGGACAAGCAAAUCUUGCGGCUCUACGACUCUUACCACGAAAACCGGCUACGAGAUGUCGAGCGCCGUAUCCGUCGGCUUGAGCGCAAUGGCGACGUUUGGUUGCGUGCUCUGGUACCUGUACUCGAUGACAUGAGCCGCAACAUCAAGACAGCUAGCCGCGCCAACAAGGCUGCAGAUGCGGAUGGCCGAGGCUGGGCUUCAGAUGACGAAGUUAGCGCAUCAAGCGCAGAGCGUAAAGCUCGCAGCACCAAACGGGCCAAGACGCCUACAAGGAGAGCAAGCCUAUCGCGAGAUCGGAUCGUGGCAGGACUCAUUGGGGAAAAGCUUGCGUCUGAGGACAGCGAGUGGAGCGACACAAUGAGCAAAAGUGACGAUGUAAGCGGUUUGGGAAUCAUUGAACCUCUGAUGAGAGAACUGGCCGGUGAAGCGAGACGGAGACAGCAGCAGCUUGCAGAGAGAACGGCGGAUGAUUGGCGUCACAACACUGUAUAG